UAUUCAAGUCGUGGGGCUUCCAACUGGCGAUCGGGCAUUAAGAGCUCCACGAAGCGAAUACUCGUGCUGUCCAUCGUUUCCCAUACCACCGCACAGUGUAAAAUAUAAUAUUAGUUUUCACAAAAAAUUGUAAUUGAAUGCAAUUAAGUUGCUUAGGAGACCAAAAAUAAUAGUCCUAUUUUGUUGAUUACUGACAAAAAAUUGUCCACAGAAGUAAAUCUCUCAUAUGUAUUUAUUAAAAAAAAAGUUUAAUACAUUUUUAACAGUUUUAAAUUGAAAUGUGUUUCAGUUUUAUUAAGACCUACAACUUAAAAUAUUAUGUUGUAUCUUGAGGACCGAGUCCCAAGCACAUAUUUUUGAGUAGCAAUAAUAGUUGCUGUUUAAUUUUUAGCAAGUAGUUUCUAGUUUAGAUAUUUAAAAUACAUUAAAAAUUAUUGGAAUUUAAUUGAAAUACUGCCAGGGAAGCCCACUGUGCGUCGCUCUGCCGCAGAGCAGAAGUCGGUGCGAGUUGCUCAGAACGAAUUUGCAUAGGCUGGGAAUCGGACGUGUGGCCGUCGAUCUUGAUGCGAAACCAUCGCAGCGGUACGACAAAUAUUAUUUCCUUCACUCCGCCUCCUCACGUGCGUGUGUGAUAUUUGUAACUUUAAUUUAUGAGAAGCGUUGAGUGAGUCGCUGGUCAGCUUCUUAAUAAAUUAUUCCCAAGAAUACCAGGCAUUUUUUUGUGGAAAAAAAUAUCAACAAAAUUCUAAAGCCAUUUAUCAGCAACAAAAGAGAUGAAAGGAGGAGAUUUUGUGCAAUAAUUUGUGGAUAUGUGGAAAUGAUCGUAUCCGAUUGCUGCGACCGCAACGACGCACAAACUAAGCCGAAAUAAAACGCCAAUAAAAUCCAGCUAAUUAAUGUGAUAAUUGUGCACAAUAAAAUGAUCGAAAUCGGACGACCCAGCACGAUGUGGAGCGAAUUGGAAUGCGUCGGACUUGCCAUAGAGUGUUGCCAGUGCCCGAGAUUACAGCCAUCGCCACGAAGAUCCACCGAUAAGCCCUUAUACCCAAAGGUCAGCCUGCGUUAUCAGCCUGCGGUCAUCCCAUCAUUCCUGGCUGUAGGGAUUGUGCUGGCGAUCUCUCUCGGAUCUGUGCUCGGUGCUCCGCAAUCCUCCUGCAUCAUGUGCGACAAGGAGGACCUGCGUCCCCGAGUCCCACCAUUUAGCGACAGCUACGAGGAGUUCACCUUCGACCACCAGGUGUCCCAGCUUUCGGCCAUGGAGUCGCUGCAGAAAAUAAAUGAGACAAAAGGUCAGAGCAAUGCCUGCAGUUCAUACAAGUGCCCUCCAACGAAUUAUUGUCUGGGAACUAAGUUUAUCAGCGAUCAUUGCUGGUGCGAACUGCAACAUCGAGAAGAGGGCCUUCCCUAUGUACCUCAUGUGUGCUUCGCGGAUCAGAAAGUGCACACACCCUACGUUGACUCCUGUUUUGAAUUUGCUGCGGUCAAGGAGUGCUGCUGCGCUGAGAUCUGGAUCAAGAAGUGGCGACACAUUUCCGGGAGCUCUGGGAUUCAGCACAUACCAAAAAUAUUAGUUCUGCUGCUUUCUGCAUUCAGUGUACUGCACUGGAUAAGUAGAAGACGGAUAUAUUGUUAAAGUUCGAGACGUCAAGAGCGAAGUCAUCGUGUGAAUGUUGUACAACAUAGUCAUAGCGAAGUAGGAUCUAGCCGUAAAUGCAUUCGAAUAAGUGUACUUAGUUCAAACAAUGUCCAAUGGUAAUCAAACCUACUUGCUAAGCAUAUAUUUAAGCGUUAAUAAAUACAAGUUUAUAAAGCUAACCGACUUUAGUUAGCGUGUGGCUUAGAUCACUAAAUAAAGAAGCUGUAAUUGCUUACGUGCAUUUUAAA
This is a messenger RNA of Drosophila rhopaloa, 1884 nucleotides long. RefSeq lists its product as uncharacterized. Bases 920 to 1633 code for a protein of 237 amino acids. Lineage: Eukaryota; Metazoa; Arthropoda; Insecta; Diptera; Drosophilidae. The transcript is spliced from 6 exons. The record is from RefSeq and is a predicted model, not a curated record.